AUGUUUAGACCAUUGAGAUCCAAAUGUCUUACGCUCCAAUCACUCAGACUUGGUACCGGAAUAAGAGGAAUCCACUCAUCCAAGCCGCUGCUGACUUUCAACCUCUCUGCUGAGCAGAAAUGUCGGGAGUUACUGGACUCGUUCAAAGAUUAUGACCACAUCUUCCAGAACGAAGACGGAUCAAGCCGAAAGCCUCCAGAAGAAGAGCUCAAGAGGAUCGCAUAUUUGAAUAGUUAUGCAGGUAGACGGAAUUUAGGAAUUGUCGAGGCUUUCAGGUUGCCGAAAGAGCACCAAAAGUUAUACUCAGCAAACGACAAGGACCUAGCCAAAUUAAAAGCAUCCUCGGGACUCAUCAUUGACAAAAUCCCGUACGAAGAUACUGCUACAGGAGAAAUAAAGUGGAAGAUAGUGAGGGAAGGUGACCAGAAGGAAGGGUGGGAAAAUAUUGCGCAUUAUUUAUUUGUUCCUGGAUGCAUUGCCCUGCUCGUUGCUAUCAUUUGGAGAGACGAUAUGGACGUUUCGGAAUGGGCCAGACGUGAAUUGUUGUACCGGGUGCGCAGCAAGGCGGAGAAAGACAAUGACACUGCUGUUUUGGAUACAUUUGAGAAAUAUGGCAAUCCAGAAUCGUACGAGUUUGAUUACGUUGGCUUCCAAAAAGAUGACCAAAUUAUUGUCGAGAGAAUACUAAGUGGCGAGUACGAUCGCCUCGCCAAACUGAGACGCAGAGUCCAUCAGGACUAG
Ogataea haglerorum is the source of this 741-nucleotide messenger RNA. RefSeq lists its product as uncharacterized. The record is from RefSeq and is a predicted model, not a curated record. The transcript has a single exon. Bases 1 to 741 code for a protein of 246 amino acids. NCBI's taxonomy places the organism in Eukaryota, Fungi, Ascomycota, Pichiomycetes, Pichiales, Pichiaceae.